UCCCCAGCACACACGCGGUAGUUCUGCAGCACUAAAAGGCCCACACAAACACGUACACACACACCAGCCACUUUUCGUCUGCUCCCUCGUUCGAACAUGGUGCGCUGUUCCGCUCUUCCCGCGGCCCUCGUGGCGCUCGGAUCAUCCUCCUGCACGGCCUUCGUGACCCCGCUCGUGACCCGCGUGCCCGUGGCGCCCUCGACUACCAGCAUGGCGCUCAAGGGUCCGGCAGGACGCUCAUCCUCGCCUAUCAACAAAGCGGCGAGCGUUGUCGGCAAGGCCCUUUUCGGCCGGCCUGGAGGGGUCAAGAUGGGGAACAACAACAACGAUGGUGGCAUGAUGGGCGGUGGAAACGGCAACAUCAACAACGGCGGGCAAGGUUCCUUCGAUGACAACGAGGAGGAGGGCAGCGGCAUGGACGCGCUCGCGAUGCUGGGCGUGCUGGCAACCGUCAAGGAUGGGGCGGGGGGUGCUUGGGACGCGUAUAACAGUGCCUUGGCCGAAAAGCCGAUUCUUGUGAAGGCUUGCACGUCCUUUGUAGGAUUUUCCAUCGGCGACUUCUUGGCCCAGAAGGGCACAUCUAAGGAGAGCUUCUCGUAUGCGCGAUUGGCCCGCAUGGCCGCGUUCGGGUUUCUGUUCCACGGGACUAUCUCCCACUUCUUCUAUAACGCGCUCGACAACGCCCUGCCCGGCACCGCCGCAAUGACCGUCAUCCAGAAGGUGAUCAUCGACCAGGUCUUCUGGGCCCCUAUCUUCACCCUCAUCUUCUUCACGUGGAUCGGGGUAACUUCCGGCGCCUCCCCCAGCGAGAUCGUGGCCAAGGUCAAGAGCGACUUGGUCCAGGGGGUGGUGGGGUCGUGGACGGUGUGGCCGCUGGCGCACACCAUCAACUUCAAGUUCGUCCCCACCGAGCAGCGCCUGCUGUACAUCAACUCCAUCCAGAUCUUCUACAACGUGUUCCUGUCCAUCAUCGGAUCCAAGUAAAAUACCUUUAUCAAGCUCGAAGUCUGCGUGUGAGCUGGGGUACGGUUCGCAGCAUUUCUUGCCUUACCGAGGUGGGAGGUCGAAAAGAGAAGGCGUUGUCGGCUGUUUUGCAUGGUGACGCUGCUUCUGCGUGAUUCCUGUAGCGGGAGAAAGAGUAGCUUUCCCGGUAGGUGGCUGCUGCUUGGCUAGGCUGUUGCUAGCUUGGAAGCCUUGCGAAUGUCGCGGAGUACAGAGGUAGUUUUUCGUGUCUUGCUUAAAAUAAAAUCCAGAGUCUGGAGUAGUUCCUUCCAUUCCGGGGCGGGAGGAAUGAAUUGGCAAGAAACGAGUGAAGCGACGGUUUGGCAUCAUCGCAGUCGCGGGGUGGUUUCGGCCAAGUGCAGCACAUCGUGUUGGUGUUCCCCGUGCUCCAACGCUCGUCAAUAUAUAGUAGCAGCAUGCAGCCAGGCGAGGCGCAUCUAGACGCCGAGAGUUGGUGUAAAUUAACGGCAGGAAUGGGCAGGGCGGGGCCUUCUGAUUGAUAAACGGUCGGUCGUGAGGUUGUAUGCCGUUAGCAGGCGUCUUUGGGGCGGGGUAUCGAGGCAUUGACGACUGGUUCUUCGCUGCUGUUCGGGUCGUUUAGGCGGCUGCGUUUGAUGGGCACAAAGUGCGGGUGUUUGGUUGUCUUGUCUCCUUUGUGCUUCGUUCGGACCGCGAAGGCGUAAGUGUUCCCCUUGCCACCCCAAAGUGAGAGCGUUUAUUUGGCUUUAUUUGUUGAUAUUCUUAACAAGGUGUACCGGUUUUAAGGUUUAGAACUACACGGCGGUUGUCGUCGUGAACUACACACACAACACCAAGUAAAUACCAAAGAUGCGAGAUUGCGACCAAAAAAUUAAGUCAAGAGACCCACGAGCCUACCCAAUCGCGGUUGAAUCUUCCGUCCAUUGGCUUUGUUAGUCUGGGCGGGAGACGCAAGUACAGGAGAGGCGUCUGCUGAUGCUUCUGCGUUUCGUCCGCCGCGGGAAAGAAUAGAUGGGGCCGAAGCUGGCAAGCAUGCCCGUUCGUAGCUGUUGACGGUAUUGAUCAUGGGCGUUCUUAGUCCAAACGAUUUGGCUUCUGACGCUUCUUCUGAAAGUACACCUACGUCGUGGUUGCGAAGGGCAAAAACCCGUCAUACAAUCAUGCCGAUGCGCACGACGCUUUGCAGGUGAUGCCAGCGAGGAUAAGCGUGUUGACCAGGCCUGUUGGCACCAUGUACACGGCGAGCCGGAGCCGGGGUUGGACGGUCUUGUGUCCUUUGCCUCAUUCGUUGAGACGCUUGGUUUUGUUUGUGACCACCAUGGACCAACAUGCCGCUUGCUUAAAGAGCGAUUAUCUGCUCACGCGUCUGGAGUAACCCUUUUCCAACGUGCUC
Molecule: messenger RNA, 2374 nt
Organism: Ectocarpus sp. CCAP 1310/34
Lineage: Eukaryota; Phaeophyceae; Ectocarpales; Ectocarpaceae
Source: the annotation of a GenBank genome assembly